GCCGCGCGCUGCGGACUGUGCUCUCCGGACGGCUCCAGCGCCUCCAGUUCCAGGUCGCCGCGUGUCACGUGCUCGCCGCGCAGACCAGCUGCCAGACGGACGCCAGCCAGCUGCCCGCUGACCCGCUGCUGCCUCGCCGAGCCAAGGUCGCCAAGCAGAGCCCGGCCGCCAUGUUGGCGCCUUCCCUCGUGCUGCUGGCCGCCUGCGGUCUCGCCGCCGGCUCCCUCAUCAACGGAACGACACAGACGUGCGAAAAUGAGGGCGAGCCAGUGCCGGCAGACGCCAUCAACGUCGUGGGCGUCCACUGCUUCUCCUGUAUGUGUACGAACGGGCGAGUGCAGUGCCAGCCGCAGGAGUGCCCCAGCCACGAGGGCUGCCACGUGCUCGUCGACGAUCCCAGGAACAACUGCUGCCGGCGCAUCUGCAAGGGGUGCGUGCACGAGGGCGUGGAGCACCCGAGCGGCUCCGAGUGGCGGGACGCCAAGGACCCGUGCACGGUGUUCCGCUGCGAGGCGGGCAUCGUCACCGAGUCGCAGAUCCGCUGCCACGCGCCCUGCCGAGACCCGCUGCCGCCCGCCGCCGGCCAGUGCUGCGCCACCUGUCCAGGCUGCCAGCUGAACGGCCGGCAGGUGUCUCCCGGGUCGACGGUGCGCUCGUCGCAGGACGCGUGCGUGGAGUGCCGCUGCGGCCCCGGCGGCCGGCUUUCGUGCGAGAAGCGCGCCUGCCCCGUGCUGCAGUGCCCGCGCGAGCGCCGCGUGCGGCUCGCCGGCGAGUGCUGCGCGCGCUGCCUGGGCAGCCGCGCGCUGCUGCUGCCGCCCGCCGGCCGCUGCCUCGUCGGCAUGCUCAUCCUGCCGCCGCCUAAAACCACCUGCACCAUAUUCAAUAUUAAAACCUACCAGGAUGGUGAUGUGUGGCAGCCUGGUCCAUGCCACUCAUGUGAAUGCCGACAGGGGCAGGUGCGAUGCGUCAUGCAGAUGUGUCCUCAACAAAAUGUCCCAUGUCCUCCCAACUACAAGCUGGAGCACAAGGCCAAUGAAUGCUGCCCACGUUGUGUUGAAAGUGAUGGUGUAUGCACAGUUUUUGGUGAUCCACAUUAUCGCACUUUUGAUGGGAAGUUCUACAGUUUCCAAGGCUCAUGCAAAUACCAGCUGGCAUCAGACUGUGUAACACACACUUUCGGUAUCAGAGUAACAAAUGAUGCAAGAGCAACCAAGGCAUCCUCAUGGACAAAAACCAUUUCAAUGAAGAUUGGAGAGCUCAAGAUAAACCUGGGACAGAACAUGAGAGUAAAAGUGAAUGGAAAGCGUGUGCAGCCCCCAUACAGACUGCUCAAUAAGAUAUCUGUCAAUAAAACACGCAAUGGUGUUCAAGUGGAAACUUUCAUUGGUGUGAAGAUUGUAUGGGAUGGCAACAGUUUCUUGGAGGUGUCUGUUCCUAAACGAUAUAAAGGAAAAAUGUGUGGACUAUGUGGAAAUUUCAAUCGCAAGGCAUCUGAUGACUUCACACUGCGCCAUGGUGGUAAAGCCCUUGACACAGAUGCAGAAAGGUUUGGACUGUCAUGGCGAGUUGGUGGAACAAAAUCAUGCACUCGCCCCCAGGAACAACUGAAUAGGGAACCACAGUGCCAGAAACCUAAGGUGCAUCAACGAAGUGUUCGUCAGUGUGCUCCACUCAAGGAGAAGCUCUUCAAUGAGUGUCACAAGAAACUUAAUCCCAACACAUAUUAUCAGGCUUGCAUAGUGGACAUGUGUGAAUGUCCAACUGGCCGAUGUCACUGUGAAUCUUUCAUGGCUUACGCCCACGAGUGCCAGAGGCUAGGCGUACGUGUUCACAAAUGGAGAAAAGCAUCAAGGUGUCUCAGCUUCUGGGCAUCACCUCGCAAGAGGCCUCCAUUACGUAAGCUGCAAUAGUCACUCAUCUUCUCAGCACCCUCCUGCUGACAACAAAUGGCACAUCGCUGGACAUCUGUCAGAAAGUCAGGAAAGGUAUCAGCUUAACACCUUUGUGACCUGUAUGUCUCCUGGAAUGUAAAACAUUUCAAAACCUCAUUCAUCCAGGACAAAGAGAGGGGAAAAAAUUGUUGGAAUUUUCUGAAAUGAUCCUACCUCUGUAUUACAAUUACAUUCACUGAAAUGACAGAUAUGUAGUUUUGAAGGGUGCCACAUAUUCCAUUUAUAUAAAUUCAUUGUUGGCUGUGAUGCAUGUAUUCUAGUCAAUAGAUAAUGCUAUUUUAUUUUGACUCUUUAUUUAUUGUAACUAAGUGUAGAUUAAUAGAGCUAAACUGUAAGUAUAUUAUGUACGAUGAUAUAGUUCUCAUAGACAUAAUUUAUAGAGAAAAAUCAGAAUGUAUUGAAGAAACUUGUGUUUUGUUUUUAACAUUAUGCAAUGUCAGAGAUGUUCUUUAUAAGAAGUAUGAAUGCAGAGUUAAUAGUCACCAAAAGAAAAGAUUUUGUCUGAAAGCAUGUUGAAAGCCAUGAUUCCACAUUUUCCUACAUCUUGCAUAGUUACAAAAAAUUAUGUCAAUGUAUAUUCUUCUCAUAAUGUAAAUUAACACAUGAAAAGCCAAAGAUAUGGUGAGCAAUGCCAAGUAUAAAUACUGUCAAAUACAUAACAAAGAUCUUAAAAUUUGUCAUUCAUAAUUUAAAGAUAUGCCUUCCAGUUUUCCUACUCUGGUAAAGAUCACUUAGAAAGAAUGCCAUAAAAUAUACAUAGCACUACAAGUACAGAACAGCUGUUUUGUAAAAGAAUUUAUGAUGGCAAGAAAUGUGAUCAUAACAGACAAAAAAUAGACUGAAUCAACAGGUGGACAGGUUGCAUUUACCUGUGUUUCACUGGAACACUACUCGAGAAACAACUAAAAUGAGAACAAUGGAAACCGCACAUGCCACUAUAGUGUUACUUUAAAACAAAUGUUAACUCCAGUAACAUUUACUUAAAAAAAACUGUCUGCCUUAUGUUAUAUGUAUAUCUCCAAAUUCAAAUGUCUGUGAAACAUUCCAACCAACUGCUUGAAAUGCUAUGCGCAAAACUUUUUACAAGUAAUUUUAUGACAAGACAAAAACCUGUCAUUGUUUGUAAAUACUAUUUAAAUCGCAUAUUUGUUGAAAAAAUAAAAUUUGUUCAGAGGUAUUAUCCUGCUAUGUUAAAAUUUCUAUGUGUUUGUAAUAUGAGUGAAACAAGUCACUGCAGUGAUGUAUCUGGAAAGCCUGUGUAUCUAUCAGAAUUAAAUUUCUGCAA
Molecule: messenger RNA, 3237 nt
Organism: Schistocerca americana (American grasshopper)
Lineage: Eukaryota; Metazoa; Arthropoda; Insecta; Orthoptera; Acrididae
Gene: cv-2
Product: BMP-binding endothelial regulator protein
Exons: 13
Coding region: 171-1910 (579 amino acids)
Molecular function (GO): protein binding
Source: RefSeq, a predicted model, not a curated record